AUCCAUUCCUCAAUCAAUCGAUUCCACAAUCACUAGCGUUACCACACAACUAAUCUUCAUCAUUAGCUCCCGUCGCUCUUUGUCGUUCAUACAUCGAUAUCGAAUUUAUCAAUAUUUGAUAAUGGGCUCCCUACUUUGUUACCGGUGGUUAAAGUCACCAUAUCGUGGCCACUAUCACGAAGCAUUUGGGAUGGUGGCGAUUGGAGUAAUGAUGAUCAUGUUGAUUGCAGGGCCCCAGCAGGCUAUUGCGGCACAGAAUUUCUUUCAGGACGUAGACAUCACGUGGGGCGGCGGCCGUGGCAAGAUCCUCGACGGAGGCAACAUGAUCUCUCUUUCUCUUGACAGGGACUCCGGCUCGGGGUUCCAGUCCAAACUCGACUACAUGUACGCCAGAAUCGACACCCAGAUCAAGCUCGUCCCCGGGAACUCCGCCGGCACCGUCGUCGCUUACUACAUGUCGUCGCAAGGCCCCGUCCACGACGAAAUCGACUUCGAGUUUCUGGGCAACGUGAGCGGACAACCCUAUAUACUUCACACGAACGUGUACACGCACGGACAGGGCAGCAGGGAGAUGCAGUUCUACCUCUGGUUCGACCCUACGCGAAACUUCCACACCUACACCAUCAUCUGGAAGCCCCAACACAUCAUCUUCAUGGUGGACGAAAUUCCAAUCAGGGUGUUCAAGAACCUUGUGAAGUACGGGAUCCCCUACCCAAGGAAGCAGCCCAUGAAGCUGUACAGCAGCCUGUGGGACGCCGAGGAUUGGGCCACGAGAGGUGGGCUCGUGAAGACCGACUGGACCAUGGCCCCGUUCACGGCCUACUUCCGCAACCUGGCGGCCCAUCAGUACAAGAACUUCACCCACAACGGGAGAGGGUCCUUCAGGCAAUUGGGCCACGAUGACUUGGGCCCCUACGCCAGGAAGAGGCUGAGGUGGGCCCAGAUGCACUUCAUGAUCUAUGACUACUGCACCGACUUCAACCGGUUCCCGCAAGGCCCACCUCCCGAGUGCAAACACGCCCGGAUUUGAUCCAUCUUUCUUCUUAGCAAUUGUUACAUCGUUUUUUCAUACAUUUUUCGGUGUAUUGUCGACGCAUUUAUCGUUCGACAACAAUGACUGACCUCAAUAACGUUGUUGUUUUUUUGUCUAGUUAGUCUGGUUAUAGUUUUAUAAAUUUAUUCCGAUCCCGAGUGAUCAUCAAUUGUUGCACCGAUCAAUUAAUGUUGUUGUUCUUCUUCAUCGCCAUCGUCAGUGUCUUGAUCUGGAGUCGUAGAAAUUCAUGUUAUUUGAUUCAAAAUAGAUAAUUUGAUCCUAUGUAAAAUUUAGUUCUCGAGUAAUCAAAAACCACAUAUGUGCCGGUUUUGAUUGCUGAAAUGGGACGAAUUCGUGGAAAAAAAAACCGAGCAAUUCGAAGUAUUAAACGAACCGAAAUCCGCUCUAACUAAACUUGGAAAAAUGAA
Messenger RNA from Linum trigynum, 1461 nucleotides. NCBI's taxonomy places the organism in Eukaryota, Viridiplantae, Streptophyta, Magnoliopsida, Malpighiales, Linaceae. The record is from the annotation of a GenBank genome assembly.